AUGGCUGGCAAGCACAGGAGAGCAAGAGAUAUUUUACAUAUCUUGCUGUUAUUUUAUUCUCUUAUCCAUUUAUCCCGGGCUUACACCAUGGACGAUGAAGUGCGCCUCCAUAAAGCAUUCAAUGGCUCUGGAUACGACAGAAACGUUCGACCUAAACCAAACAGAAACACCCCAUUAAAAAUUGACUGCAACUUCAUCUUACAAGACAUACGGGAGCUGGAUGAAAACCUCGGUAAAUUCUCAAUAACUGGAGCUUUGGCCGCUAGUUGGAUUGACGAACGUUUAAUUUGGAAACCACAAGACUACGGUGGGGUAACAUACACUGUUAUCCCUCAGAAGAUGCUAUGGAUUCCAUAUUUUAUAAAUAUGCACGUUUACAGUGAACCAAAAUAUCAUGGACACGAGGAGUUGACUGUACUAGUAUGGUACAAUGGAAAUGUAAAUUGGACUAUUCCUAACCUUUACGAGAGUACGUGUGACUUCGAUUUGACAAAAUAUCCCUUUGAUUCUCAGACGUGCAUGCUAACAUUUUUUGCAAUGGGGUCAAGUCCAAACGAUCUUUUUUUUAAUCCGUUGAAGAAAACCGCUGACAUGUCAAUAUAUAGAGAGAAUGGUCUUUGGCAAGUGACUGAUACGCAUAUGAACACAUCAACCAAUAUUUUAGAUUUUCACGAGUUACGCCUGACCGUCAGUAUGAAGAGAAGAUCUGCGUACUAUAUAUCGAGUUUGAUCCUUCCGAUAUGCGUUCUCGAAAUCUUACAAGUGUUGGUUUUUGUGAUGCCACAUGACUCCGGUGAACGUGUUGGGUUUGCUGUCACUGUCAUGUUGGCUAUUGCUGUCUAUCUAACGCUCAUACAAGAAAAAUUACCAGAAGCCGCGGAGCCCAGCGUGGCUUCUCUUAGCUAUAAACUUCUUGGAGAUUUCGUUAUAGGGGCUUUCAUCGUUGUUGGAGUUAUCAUUGGAUCGCACUUCAAUAAGGAAGAGAAAGAAAAUAAGAACGAGAAAGAAAAUGAGAACGAGAAAGAAACCGAAAUUCCUAGCUCUUGGAAACUGUUUCAUAGAAUUAUGCUUUCCCCAACAUCCAGGAGAAAUCAAAAAAUGGGUGACGCUUUGACAUGGAGCGAUAUUGGGAUGGCCAUCGAUCGUUUCUGUUUAAUUUUAUCAUUUUUGUCUUUGGUAUUAUGCAACUCCGUGUAUUUCAUUGUUGUUGUUAUUUUAUAA
Saccostrea cuccullata (small rock oyster) is the source of this 1221-nucleotide messenger RNA. RefSeq names its product neuronal acetylcholine receptor subunit non-alpha-2-like. Gene Ontology annotation, cellular component: neuron projection; plasma membrane; synapse. The transcript has a single exon. The record is from RefSeq and is a predicted model, not a curated record. Gene Ontology annotation, molecular function: excitatory extracellular ligand-gated monoatomic ion channel activity; transmembrane signaling receptor activity; transmitter-gated monoatomic ion channel activity involved in regulation of postsynaptic membrane potential. Gene Ontology annotation, biological process: nervous system process; chemical synaptic transmission; signal transduction. NCBI's taxonomy places the organism in Eukaryota, Metazoa, Mollusca, Bivalvia, Ostreida, Ostreidae. The coding region runs from base 1 to 1221 and encodes 406 amino acids.